ACAGCUGUUUCCUUUGUUGAUUGCACUUGAUGAAAAAAGACGGAGAAAAUGCAUACCUUGAACGAAAGAGAAAGAAAUUCUAACACCAAUCUAUCAGAUAGCACAUCACAGUACCGUUUUGGAGUAUUUGGUGUCUAUCCCAAAGUUCUACAAAAAUGCAACAACGCCUUUAUGGCCUGUUUUUGGUUAACCAUUGCAAAAAUUUUAUCAACUGUUUUAACUGCCGGAGUUGUUGGUGCUACCUUACCACAUGUUGAAAAAAGAUUUGGAUUUACUAGCAGACAAUCUUCAAUUUUCAUUGCAAUCUUUGAUUUCGCAAGCGUUCCAGCUCUAAUCUUAGCAUGCGUUCUAGGUGCUCAGUGCCAUAAACCUAGAGCCAUUGCAGUUGGUAUGAUAAUGUUGAGUCUUUCGUGCGUAAUUACAGUGAUACCUCAUUUCUCAUCAACAACAUAUAUGCCGCAAUUACAAAAUAGUGAUAACGAAACUAUAAGUCUUUGCGGUGAUUCAGAUUUCAAAGGAUGCUCAAAGGUCGGAACGGAGCUUGUUUCCACUACUCAUUGGGCGCUGGUAGCCCUAAUUUUUGCUAGAAUAUUAUGUGCCUUUGGAAAUACACCAUUGAAUACAUUGGCUUAUAAUUACAUGCAUGAUGUUGCGCCAAAGGAACAAUUUAAUAUAGCUGUCGCCGCAUUGAAUAUGUCGAUGAUGGUAGGAACAGCAAUUGGAUAUUUAGCAGGUGCUGCAACUCUCAAUUUACCACACACAUGGCCCUAUAAACCUGACUUUCCUAAAUCGAGCCCGAAUUUCGUAGGUGCUUGGUGGUUAAGCUAUAUCGUUAUAGCUGUAACCACCGCUGUUGUUGCUCUUCCUAUUGCUGCCUUUCCUAGAGAUCUGCCUGGGGCUGACUUAAUGAGGAAGAGUCGCAAAACCGAAGCUCAUAAGGGACAGGACGAUGAUGAAACUGCUAUAUUUGUUCAUUGGAGAGAUAUAGGGGGACACGCCAAAAGACUUAUAACAAAUGGUCCCUAUGUUGCUCUCGCUCUCUACUAUUCCAUUAACUAUUCCACUACGAAUGGAUUUGCUGAUUUUGCUCCAAAGCUCGUGCAGACUGGAUUUGGUCUCAGUGCACCUAGUGCUGCUGUGGCAGCUGGUUUAACUUUAGUAUUAGCCGCACCAGUUGGAACAAUAGCGGCCACAGUCCUCAGUAACAAACUAAAGUUAUCUUGUCGAACACUUAUGACAUGGGUUUGUGUUAUAUCUUUGACAGUCUGUCUCUUUGCGCCCACUUUAUUAACUCCUUGCCAAGGUUCGGAAUUGCGAAUUUCAAAUGAAACUUGCUCAGUUGGAGUUUGUAAAUGCACUGAUGCGGAAAUUCAAGCGGUAUGUGGUGCUGACGGUUAUACGUAUAAAUCAGCUUGUCACGCUGGUUGUACUUCAACCAAUUCAUCGGCGGUAAGCUUCUCCUGUUCUUAUUAAUAAGGUUAUCUUUUAUUGAUAAAUUUUGAUAAAAUUAGAUAUUCGAAGGUUGCGGCUGUACAAGUAGUCCAUCAAGGACAGCCACAGCAGGACCUUGUCCCCAUCCUGGAUGCGGUUGGAGAUUAUAUGGUUUCCUCGGUAUGGUGUUUGCUUUUUGUGCUUUACUCUUUGCUGAGCAAACAUUAGCAACAACUGCUACUGUAAGAGUUGUUGGAGCACCUCAAAGGCCUAUGGCAAUAGCCUUAAAAUGGAUUGGUAUCCGUGUCAUCAGUCCAGUUUUUGGUCCAUUUAGCAUGGGAAUCAUAUUUGAUUCAGCAUGUAAAUUGUGGAAAAGUAAAUGUGGUGCUCGAGGAUCAUGUGAUCUUUAUGACGUUAAAUCCCUUGCUCUUAAAAUGAUGGUAUUACAAAUAUUUAUACACGCUACUUCAACAGUAUUGGCGGUAAUCGGUAGAUGGCGAUAUCGCAGACCUGUUAAAACUGAUCAAAAGAAUGGCAACUGUAUCACUGAAAUGGAUAAUAUAGUCGUAGAUAAAACCAAAGAUACUCAUCAAAAUGAUAUGAAUGGUAAUGCAGAUCAUAACGAUACAAAAAUAGUUCCUUUGUUAAAUAAUCAUAGCUCAGAUAAUAGUGCCUAAGAAAAGUAUAUACUGUUUUUUCGUAAAGGAGGAUAGAUUUGUGUCUUUCUUCAAAAUUAACUAUUGUGUAUAAGUGGAUUAUACGGGUUUGUUGUCUAAGAUAUAUAUUUUAUAAAGAAAAAUGUAAUGUUUGUUAUUUAACGUUUAUACUGUUUCUAUUUAUGCCAUUACAAUGCAUACUCUAUCAAAAUACGAAAAGAAAAUAAGGGAAAAAGACUUAACGAAGAAUGAUAGAUUAUGGAAGAGAAUGAAGAAAUAAUUUAUUACAAGUAAUAAUAUUUUUUUUUUAAAAAAACAGAAAAACACAAAUGAAUAGAUUAUCUUGAGAAAUUAUUAGUUUGUUUGGUUUAUGUUGUUUUUUUUUUAUGUAUGAUUUAUUUUAGAUUCUUCCAAUGGGAAACAUGUCUUCUUUCAUUGUUUUUUUUUUGUUCAAAUUGGUGAUUGAUUGAUUGUUAUUUAUUAAAAUCUUUGUAUUGCAGAUUCUUGAUUUUUGAACAUUUUAAAAGUAUAAUAAUACAUUAUUUAAUCUUUUAGUAAAACGGGGAAAUAUAUAUUAAUCUUAAAUUUAGUUGUUAUUGGCUUCUUCUUCUUCGUUUUGUUCCAUACCUUCACCUUCGCCUGCAUCUUCGUCAUUAAAGAUAUUAGCAAUUAGGAGUGGGAGACCAGUUAAAAGUUGUUGAGAUGAUAAACUCUCGGCGCUAUUAUUUAAUUGGGUUGAAUAGUAAUUCUUUAUUAGAUCAUUCGGAAUUAUCAUUCCGCAAUAAUCGUUACUAUCUUCAUCCAAGAAAUUCAUUUGAAAAUUUCCAGCUUCAUUUGGAGUUUCCGAUUCUUUUUGUUUAAUCGCCUCAAAACCUUGAACAAUAUAAUGCUCAGUAUACGAUUUUAAAGUGAUAACUUCUUUCAAAUGUUCACAACUUUGAAUUAAUAGACGUAUACUUUUUGAAAAUGGUUGUUUAACGUGCCUUCUUAAAACGCAGGAACAAAGAACUGAAAGAGGUCUUACUAGGGGUAGUUCGUUACUUCUAAGCCAAUUUACAUCCAUUGUGAUCCUAUUGUCUAGCGAUAGCCACAUAAGUGAAGCAAUUCUCUUGUCAACGUUUCCUCUAAAAACAAAUUUAAAUAAAGUACCAUGUUUUAUAAAUAUGGAUAGCACAGAUAUUAUAGAAAGUGUAACGUGAGCUCGGUUAAAUUCGUUGCCUCCAGAAUGGAGCUCAUCUAAACAAGUAAGGAAAUAAUCUGUUAAAUAAUCCAUAGGCAAUUCGUAAUGUGUUGAAAAAUUGACAACAAUAUUAAUAAAUUUCAAUAAUUUUAAUGGUUCAAAAUAAGGUAAAAGAAUUGAACCAGUUUCUAGUAAAUCUUUC
Molecule: messenger RNA, 3469 nt
Organism: Dimorphilus gyrociliatus
Lineage: Eukaryota; Metazoa; Annelida; Polychaeta; Dinophilidae
Source: the annotation of a GenBank genome assembly